AUCAACAGAUUUUUUAUAUGAACGCCCGCUUGGCUGCUUCACUAAACGACGUCGUCCCCAAUCCUCAAUGGAGGGUUAGUUCCGUCACCAAAAACGGAAGUCCACCUUCGUUCCUUCUUCCCCUCCACGCACGCUGGCCGCCUCUUGUAUUGCUCCCAGCUUCCCUCUACCGUUUUGCCCUUCUAAGCCCACCUUCGUUCCUUUCAUCGAUUUCGAUUUCCUGUUUUGCCCUUCUGAGCCGUCACAGACAUGGUAGUGUCUAGGGUUUUGUCUCGGGUUCCUCGGACCCUCUUGGUGCAGUGCCGGAGCGCCGUUUUCAUCUGUCCUCGACCGCACCAGCACUCCUCUAUACUCUCCAAUCAUUUUCACUCCCUCCGUCAAUCUUCAGACACGUUGGUUGGAAGCCAGCUGUCUCUAUUGCAUCAUUUGGCACUCAAGAACUUUGCAUUUCAAAGAUGUGGAAUCUCUUCAUCUGCAUCCCCUCAACCAUCUGAAAAGGAAACUGUCCAGUCUGGAAAUGAACAAGGUAGUAAUGCAGAGAGAAAUGGCAAGCAUUCAAAAACAAGUGAAGACGCAAAAAUUCCUGAUCCAACGAAAGAUUCAGGUUCUGAUGAUGUGGAGGCUUCUGAUCAAGCAAAAGAAUCAGGUUCUAAUUUAAAAUCCCAGUCUACAAAAAGGAGGCGGCCAAGUACUAAACGAACUGCAUUUUCUGAUUCAGAUUCGGAAGAUGAACUUUCUAUGGACGACCUGGUGAAACUAGUGGCAGAGAAGGAAGAGCUUCUGAAAAUGAAGCAUAAGGAGAUUGAGAAAAUGCAAGAUAAAGUUCUUCGUAGUUAUGCAGAGAUGGAAAAUGUUAUGGAUCGAACAAGACGUGAAGCAGAGAACUCAAAGAAAUUUGCUGUGCAGAGUUUUGCGAAGAGUUUAUUGGAUGUUGCAGACAAUCUUCAAAGAGCAUCUUCAGUUGUAAAAGAGAGUUUUUCAAAGAUUGAUGCAUCUAAUGACACUGCUGGAGCAGUACCACUGUUAAGGACACUCCUGGAAGGUGUUGAAAUGACUGAUAAACAGCUUGCAGAGGUGUUUCGGAAGUUUGGAGUGGAGAAAUUUGAUCCUACAAAUGAGCAGUUUGAUCCACACAGGCAUAAUGCGGUCUUUCAAAUUCCUGAUGGCUCUAAGCCUCCUGGCGUUGUGGCCUCUGUUCUGAAGUCGGGUUACAUGCUGUAUGACCGAGUUAUCCGGCCAGCUGAAGUUGGUGUAACCCGAGAAGUUGAUUCGGAAGAGGCCAACUAGGGCUCUGAAGCUUUGGAGGACUAGGGUUUGGAAGAACUGCAGAUGCAUUCCAUCAAAAAUUUUUGCCAACUGCUUGAGAUGAGAGUUGUAAGAGUAGAUGAGUUGUAGGACCUGUGUUUCUUGUCUUGCAUAAAGCAUAUAACAUUUUUUUUUCUCCCUCACUUAUAUUGAGUUUUUUUUAUUAAUCAUUUUAUCUUCUAAAUGAAGAUGCAACAAAGCAAGGAGGGUUCUGGUACAUCUUAAAUCUUUCAAAACUUAAAAACACAGUUUUGAGUUUUAUUUGGGCACUGUAAACAAGAACCUCAGAGGCCUUGGAGGACUUAAAAAGUACUGGCUGCCUGUAUUUU
Molecule: messenger RNA, 1634 nt
Organism: Malania oleifera
Lineage: Eukaryota; Viridiplantae; Streptophyta; Magnoliopsida; Santalales; Ximeniaceae
Product: grpE protein homolog 2, mitochondrial-like
Exons: 5
Coding region: 250-1287 (345 amino acids)
Biological process (GO): protein folding; protein import into mitochondrial matrix
Cellular component (GO): PAM complex, Tim23 associated import motor
Molecular function (GO): adenyl-nucleotide exchange factor activity; protein-folding chaperone binding; protein homodimerization activity
Source: RefSeq, a predicted model, not a curated record